AUGGCGGCGCCUGGCCAGCCGUCUCCCCAGCAGAUUGCCGCCAUGCAGCAACAGUUCGCUGCUGAGGCCGCAAGGCGUGGCAUGACUCCGGAGGAGUUCGCUAAACAGCAGCGCGAACAGCUGAAUGCCGAAGCCGCGAAGCAUGGCAUGUCCACCGAGCAAUACGUCCAACAACUGAGAAUGCGAGCUCUCGCUGCUCACCAACAGCAGGUCGAGGCCCAACGACAGGGCCAAGGAUCUCCACAGCCAGGACAACCGGGGCAGCAAGGUCAGCAAGAGGAACAAGGCCAGCAGGCACCACAACAGCCCCAGCCACAACAGACUACGCAUCAAGUCCCUGUGAACCCAUCGAAUCCACCAGACCCCAAAGCCAUCGCCGUUGCACAGUUCUUGCGAUCUCAGAACUUGAAGCCGAGAACGUGUAUCAUGGAUGGACAGAGGAAGGACAUGUUCAAAGUGAAACGUGCCAUUCGCGCUCUGGAAUCGCCCGCAUACGCUAAAGCAGCCGGAAAGAAGAACUCUCUACUCCCUCCCGUAACGGACCGUGCAUCAGCAGAGAAUGUUUUCAAGCUCCUCCCUCUAUCACUUCUUGCCUUGCGCGUAUCGAAAGUCGAUCCCCAUGCGGGUCACAACCACGCGAAGCCUAAGAACCGAGUCAAGGGGCUGUGGACCGUCAAGAUUGAGCAACACCAGGAAACAGACCCUAUGAUGCACUACGUAUGGCUAUACGAGGGACCUCAAUGGAAACAGAAGGCUAUGGCCGCCGCAGUGGUGGCUGGUAUUUUCGCCGUUGUUCUUUUCCCAUUGUGGCCCAUGGUGAUGAGACAAGGUGUUUGGUACUUGAGUGUUGGUAUGAUGGGCCUCCUGGGAUUAUUCUUCGCCAUGUCGAUCUUCCGUCUUAUUCUGUUCUGCGUCACGGUCUUUGCUGUUCCUCCUGGUCUCUGGCUGUUCCCGAACUUGUUCGAGGAUGUUGGCUUUAUUGACAGCUUCAAGCCCCUGUGGGGUUGGCAAGAGGGUAAGAAAAAGAAGAAGUCUAAGAAGUCUUCUGGCGACGCAUCCAAGUCUCCAGUCUCUCAAUCUGCCGAGUCUGCCCCUUCAGCGACUACAACGGCAACCGCGGCCUCAGAUACUUCGGGUGCUGUGAAACGUGAUCUGGCUCCUCGAGUUGAGGAGGUUACAGACGAGUAA
This is a messenger RNA of Aspergillus bombycis, 1188 nucleotides long. Its product is annotated as Sec62 family protein translocation protein. The coding region runs from base 1 to 1188 and encodes 395 amino acids. The record is from RefSeq and is a predicted model, not a curated record. The transcript has 3 exons. Gene Ontology annotation, biological process: post-translational protein targeting to membrane, translocation. NCBI's taxonomy places the organism in Eukaryota, Fungi, Ascomycota, Eurotiomycetes, Eurotiales, Aspergillaceae. Gene Ontology annotation, cellular component: endoplasmic reticulum membrane; endoplasmic reticulum.